AAAGCGCGGUAGGCUUGUCUAAGGGGAGGCAGCAUUGAGAGAAGAGGAAUGGCGAGUCAGUCAGUGGAGAUUGUGGCCAAGGCGCUGGAGCAGCAGGUGCUGCAGUCAGCGCGGAUUGUGGAGGAGCAGUUGGAUGCGGAGCUGGAGAAACUGGAGCAAAUGGAUGAGGAUGAGCUGGAAAAGCUCAAGGAGAGGAGAUUGGAAGCCCUCAAAAAAGCUCAAAAACAGAAACAGGAGUGGAUGUCUAAAGGGCAUGGUGAAUACAGAGAGAUCCCCAGCGAGAAAGAUUUCUUUUCCGAGGUCAAAGACAGCAAGAGUGUGGUCUGCCAUUUCUACAGAGACUCCACCCUCAGGUGCAAAAUUCUGGACAAGCACUUGGCUGUUGUGGCCAAAAAGCAUUUAGAAACCAAAUUCAUCAAGCUCAACGUUGAAAAAGCACCGUUUUUAACAGAGAGGUUGCGGAUUAAGGUCCUCCCCACACUCGCGUUAGUGAAAGAUGGGAAGACCAAGGACUAUAUUGUGGGCUUCACCGACCUGGGCAACACAGACGACUUCACCACCGAGAUGUUGGAGUGGAGACUGGGCUGCUCGGAUAUCAUUAACUACAGUGGUAACCUUUUGGAGCCACCCACCGGCGGGCAGAAAUCAGGAUCAAGGUUCACCAAGGUGGAGAAGAAAACCAUAAGAGGGAAAGGUUAUGACUCAGACUCAGAAUCUGAGGAUGAUUAAAGAAAACAACAAGACAAACAAAAAAAAAAACACUGACAACCCUCUACCUUUCUCUCAGGGCUUCCUACACAGUCCUCAAUCUGACUCAAAUUGGUUUGUCUUUUUUUUCCCAGGCUAUCAGAGUAGGUCUCUUAAGUUGUGUGCAUUUCACUAUUUCUGUCAGCAAUUGUUUUCCUGCGUCACUUUGAUCAGUAUGUGACAGGGUCUUUGUGUGCACUCAUCAUAUUUAUUUCAUGUGUUUCUAAUCUUCUUUGACUUUAUAUUACUAAACCAGAAAUCUUUUAUAAAUGACAAGAUUAUAGAAAUGGUCUUGUUUUGAGACAUAUUCAAACUCCCUGCCAGAUCUAAUGUACAUAUUACAGCAUAGGGGACAAAAAUCUUUUGAAGUAGUCUCCUGAAUUUCUAAGUUUAACAUCGUGGUGCAAGCUGAUACUAAUCUGUAAUAUGUUUGUCUGUAACGGACACAUGAGUAUCAAACAAGUGCCAAGGAAGCUAGCUUGCAGCACUCCAAUAAUAAACACCUGGUCCUUCCUCCAUCGUACAUUUCUUUGGAAGAUCAGGUGUUGGAGUUUCGUUUUCUUUUGUAAGAUUACGUGACUGAUAAAUAAU
Molecule: messenger RNA, 1338 nt
Organism: Chanos chanos (milkfish)
Lineage: Eukaryota; Metazoa; Chordata; Actinopteri; Gonorynchiformes; Chanidae
Gene: txndc9
Product: thioredoxin domain containing 9
Exons: 5
Coding region: 49-729 (226 amino acids)
Source: RefSeq, a predicted model, not a curated record